AAGUUCGCGUCCCUCCCAUCGGCCGUGACAGCGAGCCCACCACAUUCAAUGAAACGCGCUGUAAUGUUUGAGUGGAGCGCGGCGGCUCCCACUUGCAGUGAUUGAACGUGGAGUUGCGUGUCGCCUCGUCUGUCCGAACCGUGUGCGGUCUCCGUUCUUUGUCCCGCCAUGUCUGUUGCAACCAAGGUGUUAAAACUCGUGGUGGCAGCUGGAGUCCUGGUGCUGGUCGUUCAGUACUUGAAGUACUGGAUGGCGAACAAACAGUACGUGUUCAACAAGGAAGAUGUGGCCAAACUGGCCAAGCAGUACGCAGGCCAGGACCAGGAACAGGCCUUCUCCAAAGUGGUGGUGGCGCUGCGCAGGAAGUACCCGGGUCACAUCCUGCCGGACGAGGACCUUCAGUGGGUGUUUGUGAACGCGGGGGGGUGGAUGGGCUCCAUGUGUCUCCUCCACGCUUCACUGACUGAGUACGUCCUUCUGUUUGGCACGGCAGUGGACACCAGCGGCCACUCUGGUCGCUACUGGGCAGAAAUAUCAGAUACUGUCAUCUCUGGGACAUUUCGACAAUGGAAGGAGGGCACAACAAAGAGUGAAGUGUAUUAUCCUGGGGACACGAUCGUACACGCGGUGGGAGAAGCCACAUCCGUGCAGUGGAGCGCAGGAACCUGGAUGGUGGAGUACGGCAGGGGCUUCAUCCCCUCCACACUGGGCUUUGCUCUGGCUGACACAGUGUUCAGCACACAGGACUUCCUCACCGUGUUCUACACCGUGCGGGUCUAUAUGAAGGCCUUGGUCCUGGAAGCCGGCACUGCACUCACCCAGUCAGGGCUUUUGUGAGCCCAUUCAGUCCGUCCAUCCUCCGUCCUUCAACAUCGCACCACUGAAAUAAGUUCACUUUCCCAAAGAGUUUUAAAUGUCAAAACAAUUUCAAAAUCAGAAUUUUUUUUUUUUGAGAACCCAGAAGAGCAGUUCAGUCUGUCCGAUGAAACGUCUGAAUCUGGAAUCUGGGUUUUGGCAACAAAGAACCCCAGCAGUGCUGUGAGACUUAACCCGUUUAUCCGUUGUCAUAGACCAGAUAUUCUUCAUCUGCUGGCGUGACCUCUUGGGAAUGUUGUCAUGUGGAGACUGCAAGAAACGGUUACAGUUGUGCUGCUCGUGUUGUUUUCAUACAACUGUUUCAGAAGCCAGCAACAAAAGGAGUUUUGAUGACCUGAUUCAGGAAUAAAGGUAUUUUAACAGACAGUGGUAGUCAAUAGUACACUGGCAUAUUGUUUAUACAUGAGUCACUUUAUUUUUUUUUUCUUGGAAAAACCAACUUUUGUUCAGUUAUGGUUCUUUGGUUUCUUGCACCUUCUUAAAACUCAAGUAUUUAUUGACAGGGAAGAGCAUGCUGUUUCUGUACAAUUAUGAACAUCCUAUUGAUUUCAGCCCCCUACAUUCUUUCAAUCCAAGAUGUAGGCAGCCUUUCAUGGUGUUGUUCACUUGCAUCUUUCAGUAAAAAAAAAUUAAUAGUUUUUUCAUGUAAAUUCUGUUCCUUGUUCUAGCUUGCAGAC
This is a messenger RNA of Scleropages formosus (Asian bonytongue), 1553 nucleotides long. It is a transcript of the gene sigmar1, whose product is annotated as sigma non-opioid intracellular receptor 1. The record is from RefSeq and is a predicted model, not a curated record. The coding region runs from base 169 to 837 and encodes 222 amino acids. Gene Ontology annotation, cellular component: endoplasmic reticulum. Lineage: Eukaryota; Metazoa; Chordata; Actinopteri; Osteoglossiformes; Osteoglossidae. The transcript has 4 exons.